AACAGCUAGCUGGCAUUUUCCAGAGCUGAAUAAAAUCUGUUUUACUGGGGGCACUGGGCCUGUGUAUCCCACAACACACAGGAGUCAGUUCGCUCCAGGGUUUCAUCUGAAGAGACGUUACGGUUGAAGGAAAAAGUGGAGACCCACAACGCGCAGCGGCAAACCAGGACCUGGCCCGCUCUCCUCCAGUUCCUCCCUUCGAGUAUCGCUCACGCUCUCCAGUCGACCGUGGAGCGGUGGCGGGAGAUGCAUCCACAGCAUCCGCUGCCCCAGGCCAUGCCCUCCUCACUGGGCCAAAACCUGAGAGAUGCAGCUCUGAGGAUGGGCCUUGGCAAGAACCUGCUGGGAGGGAAUGUGGGUUAUGGAGUUAUCCAGUCUCUUAAAGAGUGUCUCUACUUCCUGCUCUGCUGCUGGUGCAUCAAAGAGAUCCUGGACUAAGAAAAAGUGCUUUUGAGCUGGUGAAUGAUUCAUCACAGAUGUGUUGAUGCUUUGGCCUGAAUCCAGAUCUCUUCACACAUGCAUAAACACUCAUGCCUCACAAAUAUUAGAGGCUGCUGUAGCAAUGCAUUUCAAAGAAGCGCAUCACACAGGCUUCAUAUGAGGAAUAUAGACCACGUCCCUGUCAACAUGCUGGUGGUAUUCAAACAUGUUUUAAAUUACACUGUU
Molecule: messenger RNA, 666 nt
Organism: Sinocyclocheilus grahami
Lineage: Eukaryota; Metazoa; Chordata; Actinopteri; Cypriniformes; Cyprinidae
Gene: lenep
Product: lens epithelial protein
Exons: 2
Coding region: 247-438 (63 amino acids)
Biological process (GO): multicellular organism development
Source: RefSeq, a predicted model, not a curated record